Molecule: messenger RNA, 2747 nt
Organism: Psylliodes chrysocephalus
Lineage: Eukaryota; Metazoa; Arthropoda; Insecta; Coleoptera; Chrysomelidae
Source: the annotation of a GenBank genome assembly
AAAACUGAAAAAUCCUCUAUUUCUUCUUCCUUAAAAGAGUAAAGGUCUACUAUUUAUGAAAAUUCAGUAAGAUUUUAGAAAGUCAAAAUAAUGUCAAUGUCACUGACUGGUGUAAAAAACAAUAACAAAUAACAAUUUUAAUAAGAUUUUAAAUAACUCGAUAUGUAGAUAACGUUUAAUCACUAUUUGUUGAAAAAUUUUUAUUCAAUUCAAGAAAAAUUGCCAAAAUGAAAAAUAACUUUGGGAUAAUAUUAAUAUCCCUUUUUCUCAAAUUAGCAACUGCUGAAGUAUUAUAUUAUCAACCUGAACAAGUGCAUAUUGCAUAUGGUGCUAAUAUAUUUGAAAUCAUUGUGACUUGGUCAACUUUUAAUGAAACGCCGAAUUCUUUGGUGGAAUAUGGCAUAGGGGGAUUAGUUCUACAAGCAGAGGGCACUUCAACCCUUUUUGUUGAUGGAGGCAAGGGGAAACAUUCCCAAUAUAUCCAUAAAGUUGUUUUAAAAAAAUUAACUCCAGACAGUACAUAUCAAUAUCAUUGUGGUAGUGAUUUGGGCUGGUCGAACCUAUUUAAUUUUAAGACAGCACCUGAUUCUCCUGGAUGGCAACCACAUUUGGCUAUUUAUGGAGAUAUGGGUAAUGAAAAUGCUCAAUCUUUAGUAAGAUUACAGGAAGAAACACAAAGGGGUUUAUAUGACGCAAUUUUACAUGUUGGAGACUUUGCAUAUGACAUGGAUAGUAACAAUGCUGAGGUUGGAGAUCAAUUCAUGAGACAAAUAGAAUCGAUUGCUGCAUAUUUACCAUAUAUGACAUGUCCUGGAAAUCAUGAAGAAAAGUAUAACUUUAGUAAUUACCGUGCAAGAUUUUCUAUGCCCAGUGGACCUGAUUCCUACAUGUACAGCAUUGAUAUUGGCCCCUUGCAUGUAAUUUCCAUAUCAACAGAAGUCUAUUAUUUCGUGGAAUAUGGUAUAAAACCUUUAGUAUUCCAAUACGAAUGGUUGGAAGAUAACUUAGCCAAAGCAAACCUUCCAGAGAAUAGAGAAAAACAACCAUGGAUCAUUGUAAUGGGACACAGACCUAUGUAUUGCUCAAAUACAGACAUGGAUGAUUGUACCCAACAUGAGACAUUGACAAGAGUAGGUUUACCAUUUUUGCACUUUUUUGGACUGGAAGAUUUGUUAUAUAAUUAUGGAGUUGAUUUGGCCAUUUGGGCCCAUGAGCACUCUUAUGAAAGACUGUGGCCUGUUUACAAUUACACAGUUUAUAAUGGAAGUUAUGAGCAGCCUUAUGUUAAUCCUGGUGCUCCUGUCCAAUUUACCACCGGUUCUGCAGGGUGCAAAGAGGGUACAGACCAUUUUAUUCCCAAAUUGCCUGAUUGGUCAGCAUUUAGAAGCAGUGACUAUGGCUACACCCGCCUGAAGGCUCACAACAGCUCCCAUUUGUAUAUUGAACAAAUUUCCGAUGAUAAAAGUGGUGAGGUUAUCGAUUCGUUUUGGAUAGUAAAGGACAAACAUGGAUUGUAUCCUGGUUCUAAGAUGAACUGGGCCAAAGUGGAUAAGAUGAGAUUGAAGAAUAUGAAUAAUUAAAUAAAUUUGCUCAGUUUUAUAAAUAUAUUUGUAGUUAUAACUGUAACCUUUAUUUAUGGAAAAAGGACAUCAUUUAGAUUUUUAAAUUAAUCUAUUGUAUAAUUUGCAAUUUUUUAGUAUGGAUUAUAUUUUUUUAUAUAUCGUCUUUGUUACUGCAACACUAUGCUGUCAAAAAAAAAAUCCUCAAAAAUUCACUUGUAUGAAAGAAUGCAACCAAUAGUGAGUCAAGCAUUGCAAUAUGUGAGUACAAAGGUGUAAAAAAAGGUCCUUUAUUUCUCACAAAGUUAAUUUGUUGGCGACCAGUUUCGAAGUGAUCACUUCAUCAUCAGGCACAUCUAAAUGGAAAGUCAUGGAGUCAAUGUAUUGAAAUGUGAAAAUUAUUUAAUACAAAAAUGAAAAUUGAACAAAAUAAAACAACUAACAAAAGGGGGGGGUUAAUAAUAAUUUGACUUCCCAUGACAUAUCCAUUACGGAUAAGAUACGCAAUUUUAACAUACAAACUUAAAAAGUCAGUGUAUAUAUAUAAAAUUAUGCCAAAGAUUUUAUUUUAUAAGAAAGUAAAGUUGCAAACAAACACACAUUUUAAAAUUUCCAUUAAAUUAGGUCUGGACAAUAUGUAUUAUGUCAGUAUUCUAUUCCAAAAAUGUAUAAUAUCUGGCAAUAUGAUCUGUGUAUGAAUUCUUAGGUCUUUUCCUUUGCAUCGAAAGUGUAGCACUGAGCUACACCACUUCUGAAAAUAUCGUUCCAUUUAUACAAAUUGUAUGGAUGGAAUGAUCUAUUCAGAAGUGACGUAGCUCAGUGCUACACUGUGGAUGCAAAGGAAAAGACCUCUUAUGUAGUACUUAUUCGCAUUUUAUAGUCUCUAGUAAAAUUAGUUUUUCGUGACAUAGUUUGUAUUGCAGAAUCAUCGACGAUAAUAUAUGCUGUUAAUAUGAUCAAAUAAUGUUCUGAAAAGCUUUAUAGAUUUCGACUUUCUUGAACUUAACUUUAAAUAUUUUAACUUUCGACUUAGAAAUGAUUGUUUAAGAUUUAUUACAGGGUCCCAAUAAAAUUGGCCAUUUUGCAGACUUUUCCAGCAAUAAAUAGUCUGAUGGGACUUUCUAUGGCUGCUAAAAUACACCACUGAUCACAUUACUAUUAAAUGUAAACCAAAUAUUAAAUUUAAGA